CCGGCUCUCUACGACACUCGCGCAGCAUGCUGCAUCCGACCAAGGGUGGUCGCAGCGACAGAGGCCUGCACGUCGCGCUGCAGCUCGACACAGAAGCUGCGGCCUGCUGGACCAUGCCUUCGCCAGCUGGCAGCGCCCUGUGCAGAUGCAGCCGUCGCGCAGCUUGCCUAGCACGGGCAGCACAGGCGUCGCGCCGACGCCACACGCCUCACCGCCUUCUUCGAGGGCAACGGCGGCCAGCUGCCAAUCUCAGGCGCUUGUAGUUGUUCUCACCGCGCCUGAGCCGCCCGCCUGCGCCUUCGUACCUGGCAGCUCCUGGAGAUCGCAGCGAGAUCCCAGCGCGAGCUCGCUAUUGCCAUCAGUCCGUGCAACCGAGCUGGCCUGACGUGCGCGCGCCUUACGUAUCAGCGCAAGCCUCG
Messenger RNA from Tilletiopsis washingtonensis, 419 nucleotides. RefSeq lists its product as hypothetical. The record is from RefSeq and is a predicted model, not a curated record. NCBI's taxonomy places the organism in Eukaryota, Fungi, Basidiomycota, Exobasidiomycetes, Entylomatales. The transcript has a single exon. The coding region runs from base 146 to 385 and encodes 79 amino acids.